CGCAUUUCUCAUUUCUUACUUCUAGUCUAAAUUAGAUAGCAAGACGUAGUGUCGGAGCUCACAGAUCGCAGAGAAUUAGUUUUAAGUACUAGCUGUAGUUAAACAGUAAAUCUGAAAUUCAACAUGGAGUCCCCUCCAGAUCCAGCGAGCGACCCUGGCAACAGCGCCUCGGAGCCGGCUACCCCGGUCAGGGAAACCCCGGUAAACCUAGAGACGCUCCGGAAAGCGGACCAUCCAGCCCCGAUUCGAAAGCAGACCUGCUCAAGCACCAACAGAGGUAUCUCAGUAACAAAGAAGACACAUACUUCUCAAAUUGAAAUAAUUCCCUGCAAGAUCUGUGGAGACAAAUCAUCAGGCAUCCAUUACGGUGUGAUAACAUGUGAAGGCUGUAAGGGCUUCUUCAGGAGGAGUCAGCAGAGCAAUGCAGCCUACUCCUGCCCCCGUCAGAAGAACUGUUUGAUCGAUCGCACCAGCCGCAACCGCUGCCAGCACUGCAGGCUGCAGAAGUGCCUGGCAGUGGGAAUGUCACGAGAUGCGGUGAAGUUUGGCCGCAUGUCAAAGAAGCAGCGAGACAGCCUGUAUGCUGAGGUCCAGAAGCACCGGCUGCAGCAGCAGCAGCGUGACCACCAACAACAGCCCGGGGAGGCAGAGCCACUAACACCCAGCUAUGGCCUGUCAGCCAAUGGCCUCACAGAGCUCCACGAUGACCUCAGCGGCUACAUGGAUGGUCACACCCCCGAUGGCAGCAAACCAGACUCAGCAGUCAGCAGCUUCUACCUGGACAUCCAGCCAUCUCCUGACCAGUCAGGCUUGGACAUCAACGGCAUCAAGCCGGAGCCCAUCUGCGACUUUGCCCCCGGCUCUGGCUUCUUCCCUUACUGCUCCUUCACCAACGGAGAGACCUCCCCGACCGUGUCUAUGGCUGAACUUGAGCACCUUGCCCAGAACAUCUCGAAGUCGCACAUGGAGACAUGUCAGUACCUGAGAGAGGAGCUGCAGCAGAUGACCUGGCAGGCUUUCCUGCAAGAAGAGGUGGAGAACUACCAGAACAAGCCCCGGGAAGUCAUGUGGCAGCUGUGUGCUAUCAAAAUAACAGAGGCCAUUCAAUAUGUGGUGGAGUUUGCCAAGCGCAUCGACGGCUUCAUGGAGCUGUGUCAGAACGAUCAGAUAGUGCUGCUGAAAGCAGGCUCUCUGGAAGUUGUGUUUGUCAGAAUGUGCCGUGCCUUUGACUCACAAAACAACACAGUCUAUUUUGAUGGAAAAUAUGCUGGACCUGAUGUGUUCAAGUCAUUAGGCUGUGACGACUUGAUCAGCUCCGUCUUCGAGUUUGGGAAAAACUUGUGUUCUAUGCACCUGUCUGAGGAUGAGAUCGCCCUGUUCUCUGCCUUUGUGUUGAUGUCUGCUGACCGGUCCUGGCUACAGGAGAAGGUGAAGGUGGAGAAACUCCAGCAGAAAAUCCAGCUGGCCCUUCAGCACGUUUUGCAGAAGAACCACAGAGAGGAUGGUAUACUUACAAAGUUGAUAUGCAAAGUGUCGACACUGCGAGCACUGUGCAGUAGGCAUACAGAGAAGCUCACAGCUUUCAAAGCAAUAUACCCAGACAUUGUGCGUGCCCACUUCCCCCCCUUAUACAAGGAGCUGUUUGGAUCAGACUUUGAGCAGUCCAUGCCCGUUGAUGGGUAGCAGCCCUGCCAGGUGCCAGUGUGCCCACCAUAGGGGAAUGUGGAGGAGGAAUCUGAGACACUUUACUGGUGCCCUGCACAAACCAGAGCGGACAGAUGGCACGCUGUUCAACUUCUUCUUUUACAUUGUAGGGGGAGGGCAUUGGGGAGUUGAUUGUCAAGGUUUACUUUAUUGAAUUUAGUUCUCUUUGGAAGACACGUGGGACCCGACACCUUACAGGACAUGAAGAGGAAAUGGGAACAAACGACUUUUGUUUGGCUGAACUUGACCCUCUUUUGCGUUUUUCUAAACUAAAACUCACUUUUCAUUCCCACUGUCAUGAGUUAUUUGGGCAUAUCAACAGCUAAUGAGACAGUUUGGGGAAAAUUAGCUUCAUUUAGAGGAUGACCGCAUCAGUAUUAUUUUCCAGGUUGCACUCCCUAAACAGUUGUAGUAUUUCCAUGAUUAAAUGUGUCAUCUUUAUCCUCCGCUAUCCCCACGCUGAAAUAUUUGACUGAUAAAUGCGCAGAUUUUGGUCAAGUUCAGCCAUAUUUUUCUCUUUGUGUUCAGUGGUAUCUUUUGGAGGCAGUGCUUGGAAUGAAAACUCACAGCAACUUUGAGGGAGGUUCCAUUGGCAAGGUAAUGCAAUCGGCGCCUCUCUAUGGACAAUCGUUUAAAAGAAAAAAAAGAAGCCUAGAAUUCUGGUAAUUCUAAUAAAAACGCAAUGAUUUUAGUUGUCAAAGACUCCAUCCACCAUUGUUGCAUAGUGAAAUCAUGUAAGGCCAUCUGCUAUUAAUCCUUCUCUGGACAGGUGCCCUGGAGAAGCACAGGGCACCAACACAAUGAAAAGGGUCCAUUCCACCUGUUUUAUAAUGUACUACAGGGUAUAUGGUCAUAAGUACUUACUAUACAGAAAAAAGUAAUGUUUAUAGAAUCUAUUUUAAAUAACAUGUAUAUUAGUAGUUAGACCAUUCUUAAUUGUUGAAUUGAUAAGGCACUUUUAUUUACACCUUUCUUUAAUUUAAGACUUGUAUAUUUACCUAGUGAUGUGUUGCAUGUGCACAAGAAGUACAAGUUGAAUCAUGGUCACAGAGGGUAGUCCUGGGAGCUGCAGAAGAUUUUGGUCUGGAAGCAUGAAGAAAGUUUAUUAGUGUGGCUGCUGGAUGGUGAUGAAAGAGGCAUGGGUGAGAAGGCAAGUUAAAACACUCCUUCACCUGUUUUCUCAACAUGUACCCGAGAGCUGCCAAUUUAAUAAAAAAAAAAAAAAAAAUGCAGCUUUGAUACUCUUGUGAGUUUUGGAUUUCAUAUUAUCUUAAAAUGAAAUUAUACUGUGGUUGAAAUAUUUGCAAAAAUGCAUAUUUGCUUAAAUCUUAUAUUUCUAAAUAUUUGAUUUUUGUUUUACUAUUAAAUAAAAUUGUCAUUCUCUUAAAAGCCCAACGCUGAUCGAUGUGAUCAGACUGGUAAAACCACUCAGACUGUAAUCCAACUGUUCCACCUAGUGGAGGAUUAAAAAUACAGCAAGCAAGCGUGACAGAGGUCCAGGGUCCACUCAAAAAGCACACUUAUGAGCCUCUGUCAGAUGGUUUUUUGUUUUUGUUGGGUUUUUUGGGUUUUUUUUUUUUAUCAUUGCGAGUGGCUUCCUGCCUUCUCACCACAGCCUCAGCCCAGCAACACUUUUACAGGACACAGAAGAAACGGCGUAGGGAAAGUGAAUUUUCAAAGCCUUGUCUGGUAGUAAAGCUUCUAUUUUUGUAACUUGUUUUGGUUAAUAAACUCGCGAAAGAGAACGAGGGAGAGAAAAAGAUGUCAGGUAGCACUUAACUAUAUCCCUGCAAUAAUUAGACUAGCUGUUGUUUGUAUGAUUAGGGGAGAAACAUAAAAACGGUAGGACAAGUGCUAUUUUCAGAAUGCUUUGUUGUUGUGCUUCUGUUUUGUUGAGUGUCUUUCUUGUCAGUGUGGUAGUAAAGUGGUUUUAAAAAAAAAGAAGAAAAAAAACCUGGAUGUGCCAAACAGUAGUCGUUGCUUCCGCUUUCCAGUCUACUCGUCUAUAAUGUAGAAUGGACUCCUAAGACAUUCCAGCAAUCUCAGUAGCGGCUUCUAGAAAUAUCUUUUUAGAAAAAAAGAGCAAAAAAAGGAAAAAGAAUGAAGAAAAAUUACAUCCCUUUAGAAACCCAACAAAGCAUGUAAACUCAUCUGUCACCGACUGUAUCAUAAAAUCCAGUUUUUUUAGGUUUUCUUUCUAUUUUUUGUUGUUUUCUGUUUGCACACCAUCAUUCCUCCGCCGUGCAAUUUGUACAAGGCGUUGCUGCCUCGUGCUGUCACCCCUCAGGGAAGAGUUUCUUUUGUGUUUUCUGUUUACCAGGACAUUUGUUUGUAUGUGUCAGGUUUAGUUAAUUUUAGUUGGUUUUGUUUGUUUGUUUGUUUCAGGGAGGUUCCAUAAGAAGUGGUUUAAAUAAAGGUUAGAAAAUUCCUUACUCAGAAUUUGACAUUUUUGAUGUCCAUCAGAGGCCUCCAGCUAAGUUUUAAAAAAAAAGGAAAAAAAAGUAAAUCAUUUGUGAAAUGAAUAAAAAAUCCAUCUAUUUAACAAACUGCAGUUUUUCAGCACACAACAUAUUCCUGCCACACACACACACACACAAAAAAAAACUCUUGAUUUUAAAUGGUGUCAUCAGGGUCUUUAUAAAUAAUUACCCUCUUUGUUAGAAAACCAAAUAUACUUAUGCAAUACUAAAUCGGUUACGUUUGGGUUAUAGUAGAUAUGCUGUAGUAAUAAUCUCUGUUAUGAUCCAAUGUUGUUUGGAUAUGCACAAGCCCUCUACGACUAGUUAACCUCAGUCUCAGAGCAAAAGAAACCCAGUCUGGAACACUGCUAGACAAUCCAGGUGUUAGAGGCCCCAGUGGCCCCGGCAAGAGCAACAAAUAGAGGAUGAGGUGGGAACGCUCAGGGAGGUAACAGGUAGGCUGAAAACGUAGCUUGCUUUCCACUGGAGCUGCGGAGCAGCUGAGUAGCUCUGUUUUUGAAUUUAUGCGAUCUAAAAAAAAAAUCUCUUUAAGGCACUCAGUGGACGAGAGGAGCUUGGCUGAACUUUUAGGCAUAGCACACUGAACAUGUAGUUCCUGUUUGGCAGAUUUCCUAUUGACUGUUUGCAAAAAUUGUGUUUCUUGAAAAGGAUUCAGUUUUUUUUUUUGUUUUUUUUUUGGUAUUUUGCUCGAUAGUCAUAUUAACAUUGGAGUAUUUAGUCAGAUAUGAACAGCUAAGGUCUGCCACCAAAAGGGGUAUUUACCCAUGAUGUGAAAAUGUGCUACAUUAUGCUUUUACUCAAGUCUAACUGUAGUUGAGUGGCGGGUCAUGUGUUCUACAAUAUAUAACAAGCAAUAUGCCUUGUGUUACAAUUACGGGUCUCUACAUUGCAGUCAUCUGCCUUUUAAAUUGUUUUUAUUCACAUAACUGAUAAUGUUUACUCUCAGUUUAUAAAAGGAAGUAAUAAAGCCCCAUUGGUUUUUAUUUUUUUCUCUACUCAUGUAUGUAUUUUUUUUUAAACAGGAGAAUAGAAAACAGUCCGAUACACAAGUAAUUGUGUCUAACUAUAAACUAUGCCUUCACAGAGGCCUGGAGUCAUGUUCUUCUGUAUAUUCUCAUCUGCAACAUCCCAGUUAAAGAAUAGGAUUGAUGCUAUGUGUGCUACUCAGUCAGUGUAUAGUAUACAGUAAAAUGUGCUGGUCCUUCUGUCUCUGCUCUGUUGUCUGUUUUGUAAAAAGCAAUAGUGUGUGUGUGCGUGUGUGUGUGUGUGUGUUUGUUCUCAGUGUGAAUAUAAUAAAACCCCAGACAAGGCUUUAAUAAUUACAGAGGAAAUAGGGUUAUGAGGACAAGGAGGUUUUGAUUUUUAUUUUGGGCUUUUUAAAAGAAGACAAAAAGGAAAAAAAAAAGAAAGGUUUUGGUAAUGCUGAGCUUGAUCCAUCCAUAAUAAGUGUAGGUUUUUAAGAAGUGUGACAUAAUACCUUUAACAAUUCAUCGGUCUGCAGAACUCUGUGAGGCAUCAUCGACCGGCUUCACAGCCAAAACCUGCUUUGCCAUCCGUCGGGGCGCAGGCCUGUAAGAAAGAAAAUCUGGGCUUUAAAUAACAGAAUCCGGCACUCUUGACCGUAAAUUGCAAAGAUCGGUGUUACGUCACGCUUAAAGUUGCCAGUGUGUUUUACCCAGAAUUACGAGUCAGUUGUCGCAUUUUAACAAAACUCAUUCUCCAAAGCACAAGUGAUAAGAAUUUAUGAUUAAAAUUAUGUUUAAGAAUAUAGUUUAAAGAAAAAAAUGAACAGCAACUUUUAGCCAUAAUCGAAUGUCAAGCAAUAAUAUAUGUCAGUGUAUUAUUUCUCAUUCUUUUGUGCAUAAUAGUCUUUAAACAUCUGCAUGUAAAUACACCUCUUAUUUAUCACUAUUUGGUUUAUUUUGUGUUGAUUUUUGUGGAUGUUUUUAUGUUUCAUCUGUAUAUUUGACCAGUUCUGUUCCCAGGUGGAGAACGAAGAACUUGACAUGGCCUGUAUGCUGUAUAUCUUUUUUUUUUCUUUUCUCACUCUGUCCCUCAUUCUCCGCUGUUUAUUCACCAUAUUUAAUAUUAUUAUUGAUCACAUGUAUAAAGGUAGCUUUGUAACUUCUGUCUGUAUAGGUAAGAGGAAAAUACUGCUACUAAGGCCUACCCAGUGAAAAUAUUUAUCUGUUUAUCAGUUACAUCAUAUUGUAUGAUAAAACUGUUUCUACUUUGCUUCCCUCCUGUAGGAUUAGUUUGAUAGAGAUAGGGUGUGCUGACAUUUAUUUUGUGUUGCCCUAAUGUGUGGUGCUAGGUAAGUUAAUUUUGUGAACCAUGUAUUGAUUCCUAAGCCUGGCCGCCCUAUUAGUUCAUUAAUUUAAUUGCCUAUUAACGUAUUAUUGAUAUUAGGACUCAAUGAAUAAUAAUGAUAAUAAAAAUGAUAGUGGUAAAAAAAAAUAAAAAAUUACCCAGCCAGUACCUGUAUCAGUGUGCUAGCCCUGGGAUAAGGCACUUAUUUCCUUCUGACUUAUAGCAAAUCUAGAAUCUGAUAAUUAACAAGCUAUUUAAGGUUGCUUUUCUGGUUUGUGGAAAAAUUUAUGAUAUUCGAAAUGAAACAGCAGUAUUGUGUUUUUUCUUUGUCUGAUUGUAAAAACCACUCACUAAGGCUUUAGUUUGUCAGGUUUUUAAGAUACUAACUAUUUACCUCUUGUGUCUGCAUUGUCCUUCACUUGAUGCAGGGAAGUGGUGCUUGGAUUUCAGAAAAUAACACCUCUGUAUGCUUUUGUUAUUCCCCAUUUUAGACUACCCAGAAACAACAGUUCAGACCAGUGGCAUAAACCUUUUUGCACCACGUGAAGUGUUAAAAAUUUACAUGUAAGGAUUGCCAUUUGAAGACAAAAGUCAACCUUCUCUCUCUUUUCUCUGUAGCAAAUAUCAGUAAGAAUAUGCUCGCAAUAAUACACAGCGUAUCACACUGAGUGCCUCUCGGUGUAACAAAAUGCAUACAUGGUUUUGAUUGUCUCUUUUUUGUGGUUUUUCCAGACGUGUACUGAAGUGACAAUGUAUUUUGUACAUGAGGGUGAAAUUUUGCCCUCACAUGCUUAAAAAAUGUUAAUUUUAUUUUUUGUUUGUUUUUUUCUUUAUGUGUUGUUAGUUGUUUUCUCAUGGGUUGGUGGGCAAUGUUGAAGGCUUUCAAUGUAUAGAUGGUCUGUUUUGAGUGUACAUGUCACCCCUCACCUUGUUUUAGAAGCUGGGAAGUUUGUUUUGUGUUAAUCUCAAAUGGUCAAUAAAUGCUCGCGGAUAAUAUUGCAGAACUGUAUAACUUGCACAUGUAUUUUUUUUUUUUUCUGAUUAAGCAAAAAAAAAAAACAAAAAAAAAACUAACAGAAAACCCACAUUUCUUAAUUUCCUGUUUGUGGUAUCCACUUUUUAUUUCACUGCAAACAGAAGAUUUGCCUAAUGCAUUGUAUAUUAAGUAUUUGUAUGUGUUUGUAAAACAGGUAUACAACACAUCUGAAUUUCUUUUAUGUUCUGUGUUCCAUGUGCCCUCAGUCUGUUGGGGUAACUCCACGUGAAAGGGUGGGGGAAGCGGGGUGGAUUUUCUUUUUCCAUGCAAAACAAGUACAAAUUCUGGAAAAGCCCAAACUAGUGUGUGGUUGUCACAAAUUUCUAAGUCACAUGUUUGCUACUGAUGUUAAAUGGGGACAGAUGAUCAUGUACCUUUUUAUCCAGCUCUUUUGAACUCUCUUUAGCAGGUAGUCUGUUCACAAGCGUAGUUUUGCUCCUUCUUGUCUGAUUCUUAAAUAUGAAAAAUAAGUAUUUUGAUUCAUUUUGUAAAUACAGCUGUAAAGAAAAAUAAGAAAUUUAAUGUUGUCUUUUAAAUACUUUUCAUUCUAAUAUGAAUGUUGUUAUAUUGUACUUAGAAACUGUACCUUUAAUAUUACCUUUAUUAAAAGUGCAUUGGACACAUCGAUUUUUGAUGUGCUUUAUGUGCUGUUAUCCCAUAAUAAAAUUUACGGCUUGUAA
Messenger RNA from Melanotaenia boesemani (Boeseman's rainbowfish), 8210 nucleotides. It is a transcript of the gene roraa, whose product is annotated as RAR-related orphan receptor A, paralog a. Gene Ontology annotation, biological process: regulation of transcription by RNA polymerase II. The coding region runs from base 124 to 1683 and encodes 519 amino acids. Lineage: Eukaryota; Metazoa; Chordata; Actinopteri; Atheriniformes; Melanotaeniidae. Gene Ontology annotation, molecular function: RNA polymerase II cis-regulatory region sequence-specific DNA binding; nuclear receptor activity; zinc ion binding. The transcript is spliced from 11 exons. Gene Ontology annotation, cellular component: nucleus. The record is from RefSeq and is a predicted model, not a curated record.